AGGGGCAUAUUAUAUAGAAGUGCUGUGGGGCCCAGAUAAUACGUUUUUUUUUAACGGAACAGGGACAAGCGGCUGCGUGAACGCACCCUUAUACAGCACGGUGUGCACCCCCUCCCCUCGGAGCAGACAUGACAGCUCGGGUUCCCCUGUUCCCGCCUUCCGCUCAGCCGGAAGUAACGCGCGCUCUCAGCCCCCGGUUGCCGCCUUCUUGCAGGUUGACGUGAUUCCGCCUCAUCCUGGUGUCAUGGCGCUGGAAAGCACCCGGGGAAUGAUGGAGGAUGAAGCAUUGGAAGACGGGGAGCUCAGUGACUCCGACACCGACAUGACGGUGUCCAGGCCGGCAGACAAGGCUCCUCUGCAGAAACUUAGCGUUGGCAUCGAUGACAAAGGCUACCGGAGUAACACAUCACUUCCAACCAGUGUCCCAUAUAGGAGUAUCAAAAAUGUUGACUCUAGUGACGGUAGCGCAAGUGACUCUGAUGAAGAGGACGGUUCGCCAUGGAAGCAUAAACGCCAGAAGACGUUCAACCCUCCACCUAAUGUUUCCAGACCAACCCAGUUUGUGCCUGCUGGUCAGGAGAAGCCACGAAAGAACAACAUCUGGGGAGCAGUGCUUCAAGAACAAACACAGGAGGCUGUAGCAAAUGAGCUUGGGAUCAUGGACAUGGAUGGCCUCAUAGAUAUGAGUAGGCAGUCAGAGACUUACAAUUAUGUUAUUGCCAAAAAACUCAUGUCACAGGCAGAGGAUGAGGAAAAACUCAACUUAGACAAAGAACUGGAAGAGUAUAUGAAUGAAGAUAAGGCACAUGUAUCAAAGGAAGAAAAUGGCCACUUAAAGAGGAAGCGACCUGUGAAGGAAAGAUUAGGGGAAAGGGCAGAAAUGGACUACAAAGGAAGAUAUGAAAUAACCGAGGCUGAUCCAGAAGAUAAAGUUGCAGAUGAAAUUGCAUACAGACUUCAGGAGCCCAAGAAAGAUUUGAUUGAACGAAUUGUAAAAACAAUUGGCACAAAGAAGGCCAUAGAACUCCUUAUGGAAACAGCAGAAGUGGAACAAAAUGGUGGACUUUUUGUGGUGAAUGGAACAAGGAGGAGAACCCCUGGGGGUGUUUAUAUAAAUCUCCUGAAAAACACACCUAGUAUAACGUCUGCCCAAGUGAAGGAAAUAUUUUAUAUGGAAAACCAGAAGGAAUAUGAGAGUAAAAAGGCUGCAAAAAAGAGAAGACGUCACAUCGUUGGGAAGAAGAUGAAAGAAGCCAUCAAAGGUCUGAACUUUCAAGAACAUGAUGACACAUCAAGAGAAACCUUUGCCAGUGACACAAAUGAAGCUUUAGCAUCCUUGGAUGACGAAAACAAUGAAAUGAAAGCAGAAACAGAGGAUGCCAUUGAGAUUGACAAUUCCCAUGAUCUAGAAACCUUUUAAUUGAAACAUAGGGGGAGAUUUAUCAAAAACUGUGCAGAGGAAAAGUUGCUGAGUUUCCCAUAGCAACCAAUCAGAUCGCUUCUUUCGUUUUGCAGAGGCGUUAUUAAAAAAUAAAGAAGCGAUCUGAUUGGUUGUUAUAGGCAACUCAGCAACUUUUCCUCUGCACAGUUUUUGAUAAAUCUCUCCCAUUGUUUGUAUGUUAAGGCUGUAUAUUAGUACUUUUUUUUUUUAUUUUAUUUUUUUUCUUGUGCAUCUUGAAACUUCUUAAUGCCAGAAAAAAUGUAGUGAAAAGCGUGUGAUGACAUUGCCUAUUAAAUGCACCUCAGUUUUUUGGGGGCCAGUUUUGAUUUUGUACUUUUUAUGUUGUCAUUCUGCCUUAUUUUUUUUUCCAUUGCUCAUAACAUAACUUGAAAUGUUCUCCACAGUGCAGUUUCUACUGUUAAAGGGGUACUCCGCUGCUCAGAGUUUUUAGAACAAACUGUUCCAAACGCUGGAGCCAGCACCUGGAGCUAGCGAUGUCAUAGCCCCGCCCCCUCAAUGCAAGUCUAUGGGAGGGG
Hyla sarda is the source of this 1977-nucleotide messenger RNA. RefSeq names its product phosphorylated adaptor for RNA export (gene PHAX). NCBI's taxonomy places the organism in Eukaryota, Metazoa, Chordata, Amphibia, Anura, Hylidae. Gene Ontology annotation, cellular component: nucleus. Gene Ontology annotation, biological process: snRNA export from nucleus. Bases 245 to 1420 code for a protein of 391 amino acids. The transcript has 5 exons. The record is from RefSeq and is a predicted model, not a curated record.